Sander lucioperca (pikeperch) is the source of this 3497-nucleotide messenger RNA. RefSeq names its product GTPase IMAP family member 8. The record is from RefSeq and is a predicted model, not a curated record. The transcript is spliced from 5 exons. Gene Ontology annotation, molecular function: GTP binding. Bases 72 to 2936 code for a protein of 954 amino acids. NCBI's taxonomy places the organism in Eukaryota, Metazoa, Chordata, Actinopteri, Perciformes, Percidae.
CUGCUUCAGUUUCCGUAAAGUAACUCAUGGAUUAAAUGACUCACAGUUGCAUGUGUUUGCUUGUGGUCUGAAUGCAUUUGGUAUUUUCUUCUAGCAACAAGAAAUUAGUUUUUAGUCAAUAUAGCUUUGCUGUUAACCCUUUCUGUGUGUUCCUUCUUUUUUCUUUGUCAGGGGACGGCUGGUGUACAUCACAGUUAAAGAUUAUCCUUCUUGGUGGCAGAAACUCUGGGAAGAGCUCUGUGGGGAACUUAAUCCUGGGCAAAGAGGAGUUUGGGACCAAAGAGAGGACCUCGUGCUCCCGGAGGCUGGGCAUGGUGGCGGGACGGUGGCUCACGGUGGUGGACACUCCCGGCUGGUGGUGCGACUUCAGCUCUCAGGACACGCCCAAGCUGGUGAAGAGGGAGAUUGUAAGCAGCAUGUCUCUGUGCUCACCGGGCCCACAUGUAUUUCUGAUCAUAAUUAAGGCGAGGUCGGGCUUCUCCGAGAAGCGUCGGAGGGCUGUAGAGGAGCACGUGAUGCUGCUGGGUGAGAGGGUGUGGAGUCACUGCAUGGUUGUCUUCAUCUCUGCUGACUGGUCUGAACACACAGGAGCUGAAGAGAUCGUACGCAGGGGGGGGGAGGCCCUCCGCUGGCUCAGUGACAAGUGCGGUCAGAGGUGUCACAGUGUUAUCUCGAGGCAUGGAACUGAAGUCACCGAGCUGCUGGAGAAGAUACAGGAACUUGUCACGGGAAAUGGAAACAGAGUGUUUGAAAUGCAAGAAAACAUUUUACAGGUGACUGCAGAGGAGAAGAGGAGAGUGGAGGAGAGGGCUCAGCAGAGGUUUGUGAGAAUGAGGAAACACAGGUCUCUCAUGAGAGAUAGCUUGUGGCCCAUUACUAAUAUCCGGAUUGUGUUGGUGGGAGCAAAGGGUUCUGGGAAAACCUCCACUUUGAACACAAUCCUGAGCAGAGAGAGCAGCCAGCGAGUGAGGAGAACCGCCCAGUGCGUGGUUGGAACAGGAGUGGUGUUUGGGAGACAGGUGACGGUGGUGGACACACCGGGCUGGUGGAUGAACUACUUCUGUGACGAGAGUCCCGUCUUCGACCGGAGACAGCUGGUGCUCAGUUUGUCCCUCUGCCCUCCGGGGCCUCAUGUCUUCCUGCUGUUGAUCCGUGUGGACAGAGCCUUCAGCGAAACCUACAGGAGGGCAGCGCAGGAGCACCUCCAGCUGAUCAGUGACCACAUUUGGAGUCGUGUCAUUGUGCUGUUCAGUUUCGGGGACUGGCUGGGAGGCACGACCACGGAGCAGUGCAUCGAGAGCGAGGGAGAGCCCCUGCGCUGGCUUGUUGAAAGAUGCAACAACCGGUAUCAUGUCCUGGACAAUACAACUAAAGGGGACGGAUUUCAAGUCAGAGAGCUGAUUGGGAAGAUUGAGGAAAUGUUGGCCGGCUGCAACGCUGGCCAGCAUUAUGAAAUAGAGAGGGAAGUGAUGGAACAGCUGGAGGGGAAGAUGAGAAGAGAGGAGGAAAGAGCCAAGGAGAGAGUGGCGAGGAAGGAGAAACGAAGGCAGAUGGCGAGGUCUCAGCUGGAGAAGCUCACCCCUGUUCCAGAACUGAGAAUAGUACUGGUUGGUGGCAGGAAAACAGGCAAGAGCUCAUGUGGAGACACCAUCCUGAGCAAAGAGUGCUUCCACACAGGAACCCCAACGACUUCCUGCUCCGAAAAACGAGGCAAAAUCAGCGGCAGGACGGUGGCAGUGCUGGACACACCGGGCUGCUUCUCUAUAACCUCUGACCUCCUCGUGGCAUCCUGUGCCAUCCUUCUGGUUGUCAAUGUGAGCUCCUCAUUCAGAAAUAGCCACAUGGAGGCCAUGGAGAAACAGCUGGAGGCAGGAGGAGGCCAGAUGUGGAGCAGAGCCGUGGUCCUGUUCAGCUACGGCGAUUGGCUGGGCGACACGAGCAUCGAGCAGCGCAUGGAGAGUGAAGGAGCGCCGCUGCAGAGGCUGGUUGAGAAGUGUGGGAACAGAUAUCACGUCCUGGACAAUAAACACCGGGACGAUGGAGCUCAGGUUUACGAGCUCAUCGAACUGAUAGACGAGAUGCUGGUUAAAGAAAGGCUGGCUAUUCUUCACAGAGGUGAUCCCAUGUGGAAAAGUGUUUCUUCACGAGACGUGACGCUGCGUAAAAAAGAUGUAGAGAUGCUCAGGAGCUGCAGACAACAGCUGUCCCAUGACUUGACUGAAUCAGCCAACCCCACUACUCAAACAUCACCAAACUGCUCAGGAGGCCCAGAUAACGGUGGCCUGGUAGUGGCACUACCAGCAGGAAGACGAGGAUGGACUGGACUCAACAUCCAAGACAGAGACAGCUUCAUGUCCUGUUUGGCCUCAAUGCUCUCUGGUAGAGAAGCACUGAGGUGGACUAUAAAUCUGCCUGUUUGUUUCCCUACUGAUGAUCUGCACCUGAGACUGAACGGUGAAUGCCGUCUGUUCUCAUCCAGAUAUCCAACAAUGCUUCUGGUUUUACCUCAAACACAACACAAGAUGCGGAUUGCGGAGGAAAAUGGCAUCAGUGUGCAUUCCCUCUGCCAUCCUGCACUGAGAGAGCGGACUCUUGGGAGGCUCACUGAAUCCGGAGGUCUGCAGGCGCUGAUCGACCAGUGGGAUGACAGCUGCAGCCUGGAGGAGCUGGAAGCCUUCAUCGACUCCUACUUUGAGAAGAUUUGGGAGCAAGCCAUGGGGUCGUUUCAGGAACCUGAAGCUGAGUUUCCCACCGCGGAGCGGGAUGCUGUCGUCGAGGAGGAGGCUGGACAGAAGCAAGUGCUCUCAUCUAUCGACAGGAAACUGUCAAAGCUGGAGCUGCUUGAGGAGAUCAGGAGGGAUCUGGCCGAGAUGAGGACGAGUCUGGAGCACACCUGGAAGGCCAUACAGGAACUCAGAGAAAAAAGCUUCCCAUAAAAUUUGGGGGAUUAGCUCCCAUUGAGCCACAAGAGCAUGGUGCGAUGAAGCCCGGCUCGCAGUCACCAUUCCCGUUCAUCCCGAAGGUGUUGGAUGGGGUUGAGGUCAGGGCACUGUACAGGCCUGUCAAGAUAAAUCUGUACAGCAUAUGAGACCCUGUAUCUUCCUCUUUAGGCUCAGACUCCCUAACAAAAGGAAUACAACUUCAGGAUGAGCAACAGAGGAGGAAUCCCUCUUCCAAUACAGACAAUGUUUUGCGUACAGAGUAGACAGAAAUACACAUAAUGUAUGUAUGUAAAAUUACAAUAUGGAGAAAUAAAAUGACAAUGUUAGGUAGAUAGAUAGUAGACAUAUAUGAGGAAUAUGGACCCAGGAAGAUGUCCUUCCAGGUUCCGCUCUGCCACAAAGACCUGGAAAGGUUACAGACCACACACACACACACACACACACACACACACACACACACACACACACACACACACACACACAGCAAAGCAAAAAGAAUGAAAGGUUAGAGAUGAAUUAUUAAAAGACCACAGAACAAGGUGCAGUAGCCUUUCG